GCAAAGGUAUCAACAGUCGGUUCAAAGCGUUCCUGCAGCAAACAUCUUAUCAACCCAGAGACCAACCAACCACCAAACAACCCAACAACAAUGAACUUCUCCAAGAUCUUCAUCUUUGUCGUGCUGGCAGUGCUGUUGCUCUGCAGUCAGACGGAAGCGGGACGGCUGAAGAAGCUGGGAAAGAAAAUUGAGGGAGCCGGCAAGCGAGUGUUCAAGGCAGCAGAGAAGGCCCUACCGGUGGUGGCAGGCGUUAAGGCGCUCGGUUAGAGCGUCGGCAGGAGGAUGGUUCUAUUCGUGCUUAAGACGACAGCUCUGCUAACAUGAUAUGGUAAAAAUGGAGAGAGAGAGAGGGAGAGAGAUGAAUCAGCUUUAACAGAUCUGUGGGCAGGGAGGGGAAAAGUGAUAAAAUUAUAGCAUGUAGUAAACAGAUCUUGACUAGUUCGGCAAAUAAAUUUCACUUCUUAUCUAACCGCAA
Anopheles coluzzii is the source of this 475-nucleotide messenger RNA. RefSeq names its product cecropin-A. The transcript has 2 exons. Gene Ontology annotation, cellular component: extracellular region. Bases 91 to 267 code for a protein of 58 amino acids. The record is from RefSeq and is a predicted model, not a curated record. Gene Ontology annotation, biological process: antibacterial humoral response; defense response to Gram-positive bacterium; defense response to Gram-negative bacterium. Lineage: Eukaryota; Metazoa; Arthropoda; Insecta; Diptera; Culicidae.